AUGUUGUUAGUGGAAUAAACGAGUGGCAACUUAUUUUGAUAACUUAUCCUAUCAUUAAAAAAAAACGUCGUCUUGUUCGAAUUUCUUUAACUUUCAAUUGUGAAGAUACGGUGAAGUAUGCAAAUAAAUUCAUUACCAGGAAAAUUACAGUAUCAAGAGCACCACAUUUAAUUACCAAUGUGAUAAGACCACGUCGUCAUGUAUUGGUUAUCAUUAAUCCCUUUAGUGGCCAGAAACGUGGAUUAAAAUUAUGGGAAGAACAUGUUGAACCAGUUUUACAAAUUGCCGGCAUUAAUUAUGAUAUUGUUAAAACAGUUCAUCGAAAACAUGCAGUUGAAAUAGCAAGAAAUCUUAAUCUCGAUAAUUACGACGCUGUAGCUGCUGUUAGUGGUGAUGGAUUGAUACUGGAAGUAAUAUCAGGUUUUCUGAUACGACAGGACCGUGAGCGGGCGCUAAAGAUGCCGUUAGCGCAUAUACCGGGUGGUACAAGUAAUGGACUUGCAGCUAGUAUAUGCUUUCAAUGCAACGAACCAUUCCCACCACGUGGAAUUUUUUGUACCGAAAUGGCUUUGAUGUUAGCGCGGCCACGUUAUCUUCCGUUACGUAUUAGUCAUGUACAGACGGAACACGAUGGUAGCAAGGCAAUGUUCAUGUCGCUUAGUUGGGGCCUUUUUGCUGAUAUUG
Molecule: messenger RNA, 684 nt
Organism: Loa loa (African eye worm)
Lineage: Eukaryota; Metazoa; Nematoda; Chromadorea; Rhabditida; Onchocercidae
Exons: 4
Biological process (GO): sphingosine biosynthetic process
Cellular component (GO): intracellular membrane-bounded organelle; cytoplasm; membrane
Source: RefSeq, a predicted model, not a curated record